UAGCGUCGUCAUCUUUUCCCAAGGAAGACACAUCCAUCAAAUCGGUUCAGGUUGAAAGAGUUUUGAAUCAAUCUGCUGUAUUGCCUUUACAGUUUACUCCUUUGUUGUUUGGUGGGGCAAGAUGUGACCUGUGAGCAGAAGCAGGGACGGAACGUUUACAAAGACUGACUCCUGUGUUUGUAGUAUUUGACAAAGUUUGGCAAAGUUGAUUUGGACUGCGAUUUGGAACUUGAAUGACCAUUAAUUUUUGAAAUUUCACCUUGUGCAGCUAGCUAGCUGAUUGAGAACAUUUAUUCGCGAAGAACCAUAGGUAGAGUGAAACAAACCCUUCCGUUCACAGAGCACUUAGGAAACAUACCAAUAAAUACGUGCGGUGUUUCUGAGAAGAAACAGCAGCGAACUCUAUCCUCGUGCUUGUGUUCUUGGCUUGAACGAUGAGCAUCACGUCUGAUAAACGAAAAGGAUUCAGUGAGCUGCUCUACCAGCUGGAUAAGGGCAGCAUUGAGGAUGAAUCUGAGUUUGAGGAAGCCUUCUUCGCUGAGCUGCGGGAUGUUCGUGACUCGUGGCUGGUGGAGGGAGUGGUGGAGCACUUCAUUCGCACGCAGUCCCAAUACGCGCUGAAGCUGUUGCUGAGACUGCCAGACAGUAGCUCAACGAAGCUACUGGAGCGCUUGGACGUGGCGCUACACAGCGAGAAACGUCUCGUCGGCCUCUUCCUGCUUGGCAUGCUGGUCAGCAACGAUGUUCCCUGGAUCCAUCGCCUCAUCAACGACCCUCUCUUUCUCUCCAUUCUCGACUUGCUGGAGUUCGAAGAAGAUUUGCCGGUCUUAAUGGCAACGUUGGUGGUGGUGACGGUUGUACUGCCUUCGGUGCCUUCUGACAUCCUUCCGUUUCUGGAGUCUCUGUUCCGAGUGUUCUGUCGCCUGGCGGAGUUCCUAACUAACAAAUAUGCAGGCAACAUCCCCGACGUGCUGUUGCUGCAGCUGAAAGUGGGCAUCCACGCGUACUUCCACCGUCUCUACACUAUGUACCCGUGCAACCUCAUCGCUUUCCUGCGCCUACGCUACUUCAAGCCAUCACAGAUGCCCGGCAGCGGAGGCCAGAGCAACAUCGACUUCGAGGCCAUCGUCGCGCCGUUCAUGAAUCAUCUGCGUAUCCACCCGCACAUUAUCAUCAGUAGUGCCGACGGUGAACGCUCGCAGGAGAAUUGGCGCCGUCAUGAGCCUCACGAUAUCCUGGUGAGCUGCGAGAAACUGGCGACGACACCGAAGGAGAUCGACGCCUGGGUGACGGACUACCUCGGCUACCUGGGUCACGUGAUGACGUUCGGCGCUGGCGACGGCGUGGCAACCUCUGCCGCUGCCACCAGUGCUGUCUCCACCGCCGCCGGUGGUGGUGGUGGUCCCGCCAUGAGCGGACGUGGCAGCAGCUCCGCGGAGUACACCCAUCCGGCCGCCAGUGUGGCCGCGUCCCGCCGCCUCGCCCUGCACCGCCUCAGCUACCUGUCUCGUCACAACAUCACGGAGGCGACGACGACGACAACGAGCACUCAGGUGAACAGUUCGCGGUCAACCGACACGGCCACCGCUGAGCCGCCAGUGCGGCGCCACACGUUCAGCUCCGACGUCCUGGCAGAGUCCACAGAGACCAUGGGUUCACCCUGCACGCCGCUAUUGAAUGAGGAAGUACAGUCGUUGUCGGCAUCAGUCAGUACGGCUACUGGUCACCAUGCUGCACUGGUCUCGUCUGGUGGUACUCUGACUGACUCUAUGAAUGCAGCCGAUGCCAAGAAAUCAUCCAAGCUGGAUUGCUUGCCUCCACCGGCUAGUGAUACUAGUGGUGUGUGGAGUCCGUCUAAUGUCGUUGGAUUAGCAACUCCACCGUCCUCUUUGCCGUCUGAAGGUAUUGAUCCACGAGCGAGGCAGCGAUCAGUUUCAGAUGUCAAGCACGACAAAAAGCGGCACCACGACAGAAGAGGCCUGGAGGACUCGGACAGUCGGGGGAAGGGCCAGAAGAGCUUCUUGUCCUUUGUCGGCAAUCUGCUGGGCAUGAUGAAGACGAGGGAUGGCGGCCACUCGCCAGAGCCUAAUGAGCAGCAGGAGCAACGCCGGGUCAGGCACGACAGUCUGGACAGUCCAUCGGCCGUGCUGGACGAUAGCAGAACUAGUCAGCCCGGCCAUGCCACCCGGGACGAUCUAGCUACACUGUCGCCGUGCAAGGAGGGUGCGUCCGGUACCAGCAUUGCCGAUUUGCCGCAGUUGCCCGGUGCUGCGAGGAGCGCAUUUGCCGCCGCUGGCAAAGCCCAGGACGACAUUCAAGGCACUCCUCUCUUGUGUAGAUCGGUUUCAGACAGCUUCCAGCGACAUGACUCCGUCACGCCUACACCGGCAUCACUAGGCGAAGCAGCUGGCGUCGGCGACCGGCAGGAAGGUGACGAGAAGUCGGAAAGCGUGGCUGAAGCAGCUUUCGAGCCGUUCACGCACACAACUGCGAUGGCGACGGCAUUGUCCACGCAAGCUCAGCGCAUCAGUUCGCCCAAGAUGAAGUUCUCCACGGGCUCUGAAGUCGGCGAGGUGCCACUCAAUCCUAAGGGUCGUCACCACAGUUACCAUGCUGGUUGGUCAGCUCUCAGCUUCGUGGACUGUUCAUUGAUGGAGAAGUUUGACGAAGCUUUGAAAGACGAGGGAGAGGAAGGUGACGAGAGUGACAUUCUCUGUGGUGGUCCAGUUCGCUGGACUGACAGCAUGGAUAGUACGGGCAACUCCACCAAGGAGUCGCUCUCCGAGUGGACCAGUGCACGAUCAUUGCUGCAGGCAUCGUCAUCGUCUUGCAGCUCCUCGUUCAGCCCAACGUCGAGUUUCCUUUCCUGCUUGACGUCACGCUCUGAGCAGUUUGCAGCUGGUACGGCGGUCAAUGUAGCUGUGCCUCUCGACGUGCUGCGAUCGAGUACCAGCACUGAGGGUGGGUCCUCCGUUUCACGCUCGUGGCCAUCCAAGCGUGGCAACAUGACGGCCGCUCUCAGUACAGACACCUACUAUCAGCAGGCGAAACCAGCCGUUGUGCCGAUGACACAAGUACUGGUGCGCAGCGAGAAUGCUAGCUCCUGGCCUAGCUUACCAGCCGGUAUGCACCAUCCUGGUCAUGACCACCAUGUGCUGUCGUCACUGGACGGCUCCAGCGUCACCUCUGAUAACACCUGCGUGGCCAGUGCAUCGUCUGGCACCUGCUGCUUCACUGCGCUGCCCAGCAGCAGCACGCUGCGCUGUGGCCCGUGCCCCGUGCACUCUGCGGCGGCCGCGAUGCGUCGCGACAUGAAGGCGGCGCAACUCAGCUCGCAGUCGAGCACCACAGUUGGCGGUGGUGUGUCGCGGUCGACGAGCAACUGCAUGCUUCUCUCCACGGGGACUCAUCUACCCCGUGCCCUGCCAGCUACCGUUCCGCAGACCAUGGCAAGCAGCGCCAGUGGUUCAAGCACCGUGUCACUGUGCCAGGAUGAGUCGGCGCACAGACGUCCGGCAAGUGACGCGUCGCCCACUGCUCGCUCGCCGUCGUCGUUGCUGGCAGCGGUGGCGGCGCGAGGUCAUCACGACCUGGUGGAGCCGUGCUCGCACGCCAGCUGCUGUCACACGCGCUCUGCGCCUAUGGCCAUGCUGGACGUGGUGGAUGACCACAUGGUGCUGGGUGCUGCGCUGCACAACAGCUCUGCCAGCGACCUGCCCGUCUCCUACCAGCCGGGCUGCGAUUGGUCGCAUUAUGGCGAAUCCCCUCACUCGGACGAAAUUGCUAUACUCCAGUCCAAGGUUCUGAUGCUCCAGAGCCAGCUACUCCUGGAGCGUCAUCAGCGUUUGCAGCAUGCGCAGCGUCACCGCGAGAUGCAGUCCAAGUUGUUCAUGGUGCAUGCCGUGGAGGAAGAGCUGCAUGCCGUGAAAGACCAGCUACGGUUACAAGAGGAGGAGGUCCUGAAGUUGAUGCAGACAGUGGAGCAGCGCCGAAGGGAAAAUCGGGAUCUGGUCGCCACUCAUCAUCGUCGAGAGAAAGUUCUGCACAACAAUAUCCGAACACUGGAGAGUAAUUCUCAGUCAGUUCGAGAGCAAUGCAUGGCUCAGCAAGGUCAAGUGUCGCAGCUGACUGCUGAAGCUGUCAACCUCCAGAAUGAGUUGCAAAUGCUACGAGCAGAGCACUCUGCCAUGCGUCUGGACCUCAUGAACAGCGUGCCAUUGGUUGACAAGGGCCGUCAGCUUCAACAGCAGGUGAAUGACCUACGGCGAGAGCUAAUCCAUGUUACGAUGAGAGCCCAGUCGCUGCAGGACCAGCAGUUUAACACCUACAACAAAGACAUUCACAUGGCAAGGCUGCAACAACAGCUAGACUUGGUCACUGGAGAGUUCAAUGCUUCUAAGGAGGGAAGCCUGUGGCUGACCAAUCAACGCGAUGCAUUUCACCGAAAGAUAGCUGACAUGGAGAAGGAGCUUGCGCAGAAGGAUGUUGCUAUUGACCAGAUGAAGGCAACACUGCUGCGGCAACAACGGACCGCUGAGGGCAAGGAAAGAAUUGCUGAAGAAGCAAUACAGUCGCUGACGAAAACCAACGAACGGCUUGACCAGCAAAUCUACAUUCUGGACGGUCGCCUUCGACUUCACCAGCGUCAGCUCAUCACUGUGGAUGUCUGCAAGACUGCGGACAUGUCAGCGGCAAUGGAGAUGACAAGCGAGAGUGAGGACGCAGCCUGAGCACCACCGUUCUCAGUAAACCCGACGAUGCACGCCGGCGGAGCGCUGAGAGCGGCCUAGGCAAUGUUAGCAGAACUCCGUUACUUGGUACAUACACCCUGUUUCCUCUAACCAUGCCGUGUGCAGGUACACGGACGGUGACAAGCACUGUCAAUCCAGCAAUGUAGAGCAGUGUAGAACAAUGUAGAGCAGUGUAGAGCAAUGCAGGGUGCGGUAUGUUCACUAUGCUGCUGAAGGCUAUUUUUUACGCUUUCAUUCGCUGCACAUUGCGCAUAACUGCUUAUAUACCUUGCUGCGACAACACACGCGUGCAUGCAUAAACACACACGCACGCACGCGCACCCAUACACGCAAGCUGUUCCUUAUUUUUAUCGAUUUUUGAAUUUUUUUUAAGAGACGUAGAAGAUCUUUGCUGGUCAUGGUAACUAGUGUGUGACACUGAAUAGAAAGGGAGAAAAGUUUUGAGCUUUA
Messenger RNA from Sycon ciliatum, 5201 nucleotides. RefSeq names its product serine-rich adhesin for platelets-like. The record is from RefSeq and is a predicted model, not a curated record. Bases 435 to 4730 code for a protein of 1431 amino acids. Gene Ontology annotation, cellular component: TSC1-TSC2 complex. Gene Ontology annotation, biological process: negative regulation of TOR signaling; regulation of cell cycle; negative regulation of cell population proliferation. NCBI's taxonomy places the organism in Eukaryota, Metazoa, Porifera, Calcarea, Leucosolenida, Sycettidae. The transcript is spliced from 22 exons.